GCCUUUAUUAAUUUAUAAAUGUUAAAUAUUUUAAAGGUCAACAAGAAAAUACAUUUGUUUAAAGAAUAACAAUAUCAUUUUCAAUAUUCAGGAUUGAUUUUAAUGGAGUUCAACAAUAUAUUCGAAAUGAAAACACUCUAUAAAAGCCUUUUAUUACUACCUCGUACGAAUUUAACCAGAGAUAUUAUUACAUGUUCUUAACAAAUUAAUUUAUUAUGAUCAAAUAAUCAUGUAUGUAUCGAUAUGGUCAGGGCAUUUGGCGGAUUAACGUAAACUUUUUGAAUGUGAUAAGAACCCUAUCAAAAAUUUUCUCACUUACAUAAAAUAUCUCCUUGUAAACGGACAAGAAACGUUCUGUGAACUGCUGCCAUUUCAUUCAAUUUGCAAAAAGGUGCUACGUGUUCGGAAUAACUGUAUUUUAUUAGAAAAUAUUCCUAUAAAAUGGCUCAGCAAAUUUACAAUGACGGCCCCGAUCAAAUAGUCCCCACGGAUCAAGAAAUUUGUACCGAUCCCGCGGGAUACGUGCGUCUCAGGAUUCCCGAACAGGGAAAGGCCAUCGAAACCAUUAAGCCCAUAUCGGUGCCGGGACUUCUGCAGAGGACCGCCCGGGAGUUCCCGGAAAACGUGGCUUUGGCUCAAAAAGUCAACGGAAAAUGGGAAAACAUCACCUACAAAGAAUAUCUGGCUCAAGUUCGCACGUGCGCCAAAGGUUUCCUCAAAUUAGGCCUGGAAAGGAGCCACGCCGUGUGCAUCCUAGGCUUCAACAGCCCCGAAUGGUUCAUAUCGGAUCUAGCGGCAAUAUUUGCCGGAGGAAUUGCAGUCGGAAUUUACACCACAAAUUCACCGGAGGCUUGCUUCUACUGCGCAGAAAGCAGCAACGCCGAUAUCAUAGUAGUAGAAGAUCAAAAACAAUUAGAUAAAAUCCUGGAAAUUAGAUCCAGGCUUCCCCAUCUCAAAGCUAUAGUUCAAUUCACUGGAGAGCCCACGCAUCCAGACGUUACAAGUUGGAAAAAACUGAUGGAAAUUGGCAGUAACGAAGACGAUGAAAUAUUAAACCAGGUUUUAAAGCAAUCCGCCGUCAAUCAAUGUUGUACGUUAGUAUACACUUCAGGAACAGUGGGUAACCCCAAAGGAGUAAUGUUGAGUCACGACAAUGUAACUUGGGACGCCCUGGCUAUCGUAGAACGUCUGGGUACCAUUCAACCGGGCAAAGAAGUACUCGUCAGUUACCUGCCCCUCAGCCACGUCGCCGCUCAAAUUAUCGACAUUUACAUCACGAUAACGGUCGGGGCGACCGUGUAUUUCGCCGAUAAAGACGCUCUUAAAGGCAGUUUGAUCAACACGCUACAGGAAGUGCAGCCGACGAAAUUCCUGGGAGUACCGCGCGUGUACGAGAAGAUCUACGAGAAAAUGAUGCAAAUCGGCGCCAAAAACGGCGGCCUGAAGAAGUUCAUCGCCGCUUGGGCGAAAAAGCAAGCGUUGCAACAUCACAUCGACAACAUCAACGGAAUAAAAUCAAACAGCUGGGGCUAUUGCAUCGCCAAAAACGUCCUCUUCAGCAAGGUGAAAAACGCCUUGGGGUUCUCCAGGUGCGAUUUCUUCGCGACCGCCGCCGCUCCUUUGGCCGUCGAUGUCAAGAAAUACUUCUACAGUCUGGACAUACCCAUCAUGGAGUGUUUCGGCAUGUCCGAAGCUAGCGGGGGCCACACGGUCGGCAUCGAAGGGGCUAACAAUUUCGAAACGAUAGGCACUACAAUAAACGGUAUGAAAACGAAAUUGGUCAACGUGGAGGACGGGCAAGGGGAGAUUUGCAUGUACGGAAGACACGUUUUCAUGGGUUACUUGAGGGAACCGGAAAAGACUGAAGAAACUCUAGAUAAAGACGGGUGGUUGCAUACAGGAGAUUUGGGAAGGAUCGACGAGAAGGGAUUCGUUUACAUUACAGGCAGGUUGAAGGAGCUGCUGGUGACCGCCGGCGGCGAGAACAUCCCGCCGGUGCCGAUCGAGCAGGCCGUGAAAGCGGAGCUCCCGCACGUCAGCAACGCCUUCUUGAUCGGCGACAAGCGGAAGUUCCUGUCGAUAUUGCUCAGCCUCAAGACGGAGGUGAACCCGGAGACGGGCGCGCCCACUGACGAGCUCCUGCCCAGCGUGCGCGAGUGGCUGAAGAGCCUGGGCUGUCCGGCGGACACGGUGAAGCAAGUGCUGGACGCUGGUCCCAGUCAACGGCUAAUCGACGCCCUGAUGCUGGGUAUCCAGAGGGUGAACGAGAAGGCCACGUCGAACGCUCAGACUAUCAAGAAACUCGCCCUGUUGCCGGCUGAUUUUUCCAUUCCUACCGGUGAAUUGGGUCCUACGUUGAAAGUAAAAAGGAGAAUCGUUGAAGAAAAAUACGAUUACAUUAUAAAUAAAAUGUAUCUAUAAACUUAAUAACUACUUAAUUGUGUCUUGUUACUUAUUAUGUUGCAGUAAAAUACAUAUUGCAUUUUGUUGUUGAUAUAUUUAUAAGUAUGCAUCGAAUAUUAUAUUAGCGUAAAGGGAAAUCUGUUGUAUACGCAUUGAAACUAUUUUAUAUAAUAUUUUGUAUUUGAAAUUUACAGAAUCUGAGUAAAAUUCUUGUUGUUUGUUUA
Molecule: messenger RNA, 2627 nt
Organism: Phyllotreta striolata
Lineage: Eukaryota; Metazoa; Arthropoda; Insecta; Coleoptera; Chrysomelidae
Source: the annotation of a GenBank genome assembly